Messenger RNA from Aedes aegypti (yellow fever mosquito), 2362 nucleotides. It is a transcript of the gene Marcal1, whose product is annotated as SWI/SNF-related matrix-associated actin-dependent regulator of chromatin subfamily A-like protein 1. The record is from RefSeq and is a predicted model, not a curated record. Gene Ontology annotation, cellular component: nuclear replication fork. The coding region runs from base 141 to 2321 and encodes 726 amino acids. Lineage: Eukaryota; Metazoa; Arthropoda; Insecta; Diptera; Culicidae. The transcript is spliced from 6 exons. Gene Ontology annotation, biological process: DNA repair; replication fork processing. Gene Ontology annotation, molecular function: ATP binding; ATP-dependent chromatin remodeler activity.
AGUGCUGCGUAAUAGAUUUGGAAUAGUUGCUAGCUGAUUUAUUUUGAAUAUGAUCAGAUUUCGUCUCUUUAUAAUUUAGACUCUUUAGUACAUAACAUUAGCCUUAUUUAGCAAACUGCUUUCGUCACCGUUCAAUCGAAAUGUCGUGCACUGCUGAGGAAAUCGCCGAAAAACGAAGAAUAGCCAUUGAGAGAUUGAACGCUCGGAAAAACGGUUUGAACAAUAACGUUGGUGGCGGAGGCGGACCGAGUUUAGUUUCGUCCUCAGUUGCCGGAACGACCAGUACCCAGCAUGCCGCUGAAACUCACAAACGACCCUGGCCCAGUGGGACACACAAUCCAGGCUCCUUCUACGGGACCAAUUCAACGGUUUCAAACUUCAAGCAAAUCGUAACGAACGGCGCGAAACCGGCUGAAGGUGGCGGCAAAAUGAAAAGUUUCUUCAACAACCCUCGUUCUCAGACGCUUCCGUACGUGAAGAAUACGCCCAUCGGAAACGGAACGCCAGAUAAGGUGGCUCCGGUCUUCACUCGGACGGUUACGUGUUCGUGUGCUUUGGUGUCAGAGUCGAGAUUUGUCGUCCAGCCGUCCGGAUUCCACGAGAAGCUUAUUGAAGUGUUUAAAAGCGUUUCUUCCAAGCAGUAUGAUCCCAGCACCAAACUGUGGACCUUCGGAAUCAAAGACUACGCUAUGGUUCAUGAGAGGGUGACGGCCCUCAAUCCGCACGUUUCCAUAGGCUCUAUUCCAAAAUUUAUUCUCCGGUUGUUCGAUGGAAGUCCUCGUCCGAAGAUAUCCCGAACGUGCCUGAACGGCAUAGAACCUUCGCUGGUCGAUACGUUGCUAGAUUUUCAAAAGGAUGGUGUAUGUUAUGCGAUAGAUAAGAGCGGUCGAGCAUUGAUAGCGGACGAAAUGGGUUUGGGGAAGACAUACCAAGCGCUGGCAGUGGCUGAUUUUUAUAAGGAAAAUUGGCCUCUGCUGAUCUGCACGACGGCGUCUACGAGGGACACGUGGGCCACAAAGAUUCGGCAGUUGUUCAGACAUGUUCCGCUGUACCACAUUGUGACUCUCCAGGGAAGUCAAGACGAAAUACACGAUGCACGCAUUCUUAUUUCGAGCUAUAGUUUAAUGGAAAAGUGUGCGGAGAAGCUUCUAGAACGAGGAUUUGGAUUUAUAAUCAUGGAUGAAUCGCACACGUUGAAAAACUUCAAAGCCAAAUGUACGGCUGUGGCGCAAGAGCUAGCCAAAAAGGCAAAACGCGUGAUCCUGCUGUCCGGGACUCCGGCCCUAUCUCGUCCGGUUGAGCUUUUCAGUCAGCUUCAAAUGUUGGACAGGCACUUUUUCAACUUCAAGGAGUACAGUACCAGAUACUGCGCUGGAAAGCAGUCCAAGUUCGGUUGGGAUGCCAGUGGCCAGUCCAAUCUGGAGGAACUCAACCUGUUGCUGGCAGCUAGGUUUAUGAUUCGACGUACGAAGCAGGACGUGAUGAGUCAGUUGGCGGAGAAAAAUCGAGAAACUGUGAUAUUGGACGGAUCGUUGUUGAGUAAGAACGAAGAGACGGAGGAAAAUUUAAACAGCUACGCCGCGGACUAUUCGAUGAGUAAAGGUCGCGAACGAGAAGAAAUCUUGAUCCAGUAUUAUAGUGCCACCGCUGUGGCCAAGGCUCCGGCCGUAUGUGGCUAUUUGAAGCAAGUGUUGAAGGAGAAGCAGAAAUUCAUAAUUUUCGCUCAUCACAUCAAAAUGCUUGACGCCAUUUCAAAGUAUCUCAGCAAGCAAAAGGUGGAUUUUAUUCGAAUCGAUGGCACAACGCGAUCGGAUCUGAGAUCGAGCCUGGUGGAAAAAUUUCAAACCAAGGAUUCCUGUCGAGCUGCCGUCCUGUCCUUGAAGGCUUGCAACGCUGGUAUCACCCUGACUGCUGCCCAAUUGGUGAUGUUUGCUGAACUUGAUUGGAAUCCGAGUACGCUUGCCCAGGCGGAAAGCCGCGCUCACCGAAUCGGUCAGGAAGGAACAGUCAUAGUUCGCUACCUUCUCGCCAAGGGAACUGCGGAUGACAUCAUCUGGACGAUGCUGCAGAAGAAACAAAACAUUUUAAACAAGGCAGGUCUCUGCAACGAGGAUUUCUCCGAUUCGACCAAUGUGGAUGCUCCCUGUUCGGCGGGAAAUAUAGAACCGUAUCUGGAGAAACGGGGAAGUACGGGAACCUUAGACCGCUUCGUAGUUUGUGAAGCAGUGAAACCGACUGCAAAUGAGACUGAUAGCAACAGCGAGCUCCAAAAAAUGUUAGACGACGGCGAAGACGAUGAUUUGGCGGGACUGGAUUUCUAGUGAAUAAAACGUGAUUGAAAUUAUAUUUUUUGUGAAAUAAA